GAUUUUCCGUGGAAAUCCUUUUCAAGGAAAAUUAGGAAAGCCCCGGAGUGCAUGUACAUGGUUCAAACGGAAAGUUCGUGACGAUAAAUGUGUGUGCAUAUUUGGAUGUGUUCGCGCAUAAGUUCCGAGAUAUAAAUGUGUGUGAUAAUCGAAGUUUCCGAGCAUCGAGAAGACGCUGUACCCUCAUACUUAUACGUUUAAUCGUAGCAUUGCACUUCUUCUCUGAACAUACGUACAUUUGUACAUACUGAAUUCGUGUAUAAACUCAUAAGCCGAGGCAAGCCGAAGCGACGUAUCCUUGAACAUCGAGGACUUACACUAUUCUCUCAAUUGUGCCUUCAAGCGAUCGCACUUCCAUCUACCAAGCACCCCAUUUGGUCGAGAGAAGCAGACAAAGAGCAAGAAACAGGCAAAGAGAGCGACUCCAUCAGCAGUGCUGGCAACAUUAGAAUAUAAAAAGCCGAGUUUUAUUGAGGAAAAACCGAAAAAGAAAAGAUUAAAUAAAAGUGUGAUGUUACAUAACUAACAAGUUGGAAAAAAACUAACGAAAACCGUUUGAUUCGUCUAAUCUGAUUUGAAAAUAACGAAAGUUACCCCAAAAGCAAGCUAACGAGAAGUUUUAAACCCGCUUUCUGUCACUUAACUACUUCGGUUAUAUAACAGGUCUGUGGCUGGGAACCACAGUGCCGUGGAGUUUUCCUACUCUGCAUGCACUCUCAGAACAAGCAUUGAUAAAUCUAGUAUCUUUUCCCGGAUAAUUUCCGUUUUUUUUUCUUGUGCAAAACAUUUUUUCAGAUAUUUCGAAGCAAAUAUCUGAAAUAAUUUCAUUUAUUUCUAGAUAAAUUAAAGGAAAUCUGUUUGUGCGUUACAGUGUGUGUGUUUCGUUUCGAGAGAAUUUGAAUAAUUGAAGGAAAGCAAAAGAAAUUGCAACGGUAAACGAGAAAGAAUAAAAUAAGUUACAUUCAGAAAGUUCGAUUCUACCCUAAUAUAGUGUGCUGUUAGUUGUUGUUAUUAAUUCAUUUUUGAACAUUAUAAGAAAUGGCCGAUAAAAAAGUAGCUGAACAAUACUAUGCGCCUCCUCCGCAACUGGGCAAAUGGGAAGGUUUCAAACAAUUCCUGUGGAAUAGUGAAACUAGCCAAUGUCUCGGCCGAACUGGCUCGAGUUGGGCUAAAAUUAUCAUUUUCUACAUAAUUUUUUAUGCAGGUUUAGCGGCAUUUUUCGGUGGUAUGUUAGCUGUAUUUUUCCAGACGUUGGAUAGUACUAAGCCCAAAUGGGAAUUGGAUGGUGGCCUGAUCGGAUCAAAUCCAGGUCUAGGUUUUCGUCCAAUGCCACCAGAAUCGAAUGUAGAAAGUACGUUAAUUUGGUAUGAUGCAGGGAAGCCUGACAAUAUGAAAUACUGGAUCGAAGAGACAGAACGGUUUUUAGAGACAUAUAGAAAUGCUCCCGGAGCAGAAAAUCGUGUUAAGUGCGAUUUCGAUAACCCACCACCAGAGGGUAAAGUUUGCAUAGUUAAUAUUGAUGGCUUCUAUCCAUGCACAAGAGAUAAUCAAUUCAAUUAUCCAAAAGCCGCUCCUUGUAUAUUUUUAAAAUUAAAUAAGAUUUAUAACUGGUAUCCAGAUAUGUACAACGAUACAACAAAACUUUCACCACAUAUGCCCGAAGAUCUGAAGGAACAUAUUCGAGCUGAAGCAGCCCGAGGAACAAAAAACACAAACGUUAUUUGGGUAUCGUGCGAGGGUGAAAAUCCAGCAGAUGUAGAAAGUAUUGGUGCUAUACAAUAUAUUCCACGAAGGGGAUUCCCCGGAUUCUAUUUCCCCUUCAAAAAUAUCGAAGGUUACAUGCCACCUCUAGUUGCUGUAUAUUUCGAGCGACCAAAAACUGGCGUGCUCAUCAACAUCGAAUGCAAAGCUUGGGCUCGUAAUAUCCACCACGAUCGCUCAGAGAGAAGAGGAUCCGUCCAUUUCGAGCUGAUGGUCGAUUAAGAAACAGCAACAGCACUUACAUAAAUUAAACCAACAUUUAACAAUAUAAAGUAAUAAUGCAUUACACAAGCUAAUAAGAGAAAAAAACCACAUAUAGAAAUCAACAACUCAGCUCAGUACAUCGCAUGCACUCUCUAAAAUAGACACAAAAACAAUGAAAUGAAAAGAUUACAGCAAAUUGUUACACACAAUUUCAGCAUUCACCAUUAUGAAGAAGAAAUGAUAGACCACAUUUUGAAGAGGACUUCGUUAAAGGACUUAACCUUGAUUCUUUCGGAUAAAAUCUGUUUUUGUUGUAUCACUGGCAGCCUGUACGUUGGUUUAUUUCGGUUCGAAUUAUGUUAUGAUUUUAGUUUCCGAUUUGUCGUUAUUUUGGUGUGGAAAUUAUAUUUUAAAAACCGAACGUGUAAUAAUGCAAAACCAUUUACAAUUUAAGUAGUAUUAAGAAAUUAAUAAAAAUAAUAAAACAAGAAAUUUCGCAAAGUAAAUAAACUAAGAUCUAGAAAAAUAAAAACAAAUAUAUAGAAACAAACAACAAAUUACACCGACUAAGUGUUUAAAAAGUAAAAUAAAAUUAUGAUUUGAGGAGAAAAACAGCAGAUGAAGUAAACUUAAUAAAUUCAAUUGUUAAAAAAGUGAAAGUAGUAGUAUUUAUAAAAAAGUACGCUAUUUUAGAUUGACACCAACAACAAAACAAGAAUUAUAAGGAUUAAUUAAAUGAGGUAAUAAAAAUGGAAAAUAAUAGUCAGAAAAAUUUAUGAAAUUCAUGAGGAGUAUAUACAAAUAAAAAAGAGAUGAUCUUGCGCUAUUUUUAAUUAUCUUUUAAAACUACUUAAGCAACAAAUUAAGUCUAUAUAAGAACGGAGAAAACUAGUUGAAGCAAAAAUUCGCAAGAUUGAACAACAAAAAAUCCCACUACAUCGGAAAAAUCUCCUGUUGAGUAACAAGUGGUAAUUCAACUAAAUUAUUUUUACAUUUAAUCCUUAAACAAUAAUUAAAUUUGUAAGAGCAUUUCAAGCAACAUUUAAAUUAGACCUUUGUUGCCAGAAUCAAGAAAAUUACCAACCGCCUCAUAUUCGAAAUUAUAUAUCCAAUGAAUAGUAACAGGAAAGAAUGAAAUAAAAUUUAUGAAUGGCAUUGAUAGUCAGAAAAUUGUUAAAUACAACGGGAGAGUAAGUAACGAAAGAACGCAGACAUCAACUUUGUAGAGCAGGUUGCUAGCUAAUAGUAAUAAAUUAAUAAUUUAAACUAAUAAAUUAAAAAUAAACAUCAAAACCAUACUAAUAACGUAAUGAAUGAAUAAAAAGGUGAAAAUGGGUAAUUUUUUAAAAAAAUGAAAUGGAAACACUUAAAAUGCAGCUUAAACCAAAAAUGAGUAAGCAAAUAAUGCACAUUAUGUUAGAACUAUUAGAAUGGAUGGUUAGAUUUCGCGCAUAAAGACAUCACUAUUCAGCUAUAUAACCAUUUUAUUUCUAACAAUAAAGUAAACUUAAAAAGAGUAAAUUUGAAAGUUAAUAAUUUCAUACCGAGUAAUUUAUUUCAAUUUAUUAAGAAGUAAGAGGAGCGCUGAAAAUUAUAAGAACUAAAAGUGAAAUUUACUAAAAAUUUAUAAAAAACAACCAUACACUUGUUAAUUAAUUUCAUAAACAAAAGUUAAUUCUAAGUCAACUGUAAGUAAAUGUGGCAACAAAGCAAAGGAUGUGUGCAUCAGAAAUAAAAUUUAUUAAGAUGUAAGGACGAUUGCAAAUAUACAUAUAUAUUUAGAAAUGAAAUAUACACAAAAAUUCUUUCGAGAAUGUAUAUCGAGAAUGACACGAAAACACGGAACAUUUACCAAAGAAAAGGAUAAAAAUUCCAAUUGAUAAUGGAAGUCGAGCAUUCGCGCAAGAACUAUUGUAAUGCCGAGAGACAGCGGGGGUUUUUAAUGCAUGCAUACAUAGACGAGAACAUUGCGAACUUGCAUGUGUUUAAUUUCUUUUUGCGGUACUUCGCAACUUUCUUAGUGCAAUAUAUAGCUGUUUUGGAAUUCGAAAAAUAUAUAAAUAUGUAAAUUCAGAUGGUAAGCAGAAUAAUCUUUUAUCUUUUUCCUAAGUUAUACUAGUUUUCAUUUAAAAAUUACACUUUGUUGUUCGUAAGUUUUAAGCUAAUAUGUAUGUAUUUAGUUUUAGACACAUAUAGUAUAGCGUUACAUAAAUUCCAUUACAAAUAAAAGAUGGCCUUGUAAAAUAAUUAAUUUUAUUCGGAAUUUUAGUGUCUUUUAAGAUUUUUAAACGGGUUUAUGUUUCCUAUUUGUUGUGUUAAUUUUUAUGUUGGACAUAACGAUGCAAAUAUUUCAUUUAUAAUUUCAAUAUUAGCAGAAAGUGAGGCCUGCCUGCCAGGAGGUUCAGAAGAGACAGACAAACUAAACAAUUUCUUAAUCUGUAAAAACGUAUAUACGUUUCGCUUUUUUAAAGUCACACUCCUAUUAUUAUUACUGAAUUGCUGAAAGAUAAAUAAUAGACUCGUUAAAUUUUUAGAAUAUUAUAGAAAAUGUGUCAUUGUUAAACAUAAUUUGAAUAGAGAAAACCAAAAUAGUUUCAAUAGAGAAAGUAAAAGCAGUAUCAGAACGAGUUGAAGAACUUAAAUAGCUAGCAGAGAACAUUAGGUAAAGAGUUGCAAUCCUGAUUAUAUUGUCAUCGUUAUACUAUUAAAAAGAGAAAAACAGGCUCUAUUGGCUUAUGCUCUAUUUUCUUUAUUUUCAAUUAGAUCUAUGAAGAAAAUUUCUGCAAAAUAAAUUUGAUUUAACUAAAACUGGGCGUUGGGGCACCUUGAAUAACAGAAAAGCUUCUAACUGAUCAAUGAAACAUCACAGGACGUUGAUAUUAAAAAUCAAACUCAUGACAGACUGGAAAGCACAAGUCUUGAUUAAUUUGUCCCCAAGCCAAUUUAACUUUUACCAAUUUGGCUUUUUUUCCCAAUUCCAUUCUAUGUUGAAACGCUUGUGAAAUUUAAAAGAAUUUCAAAAAUUGUUAUAAAUUUUAUGAUAUAUUAAUCGCUACAUGCUACCCCAAGGUACCCCAACCAAAGAAGUCUCUUAUCAUGAUUUUCAAUGUAACCUUAACGGUACCACAACCGACCACCUAAACAAACAAAGAGAAAAUACAACAUAGCCAGCACACGAGAUGGAUGAAAAGUAUUUGAAAACUUUACACACAAUAAUAAAAACGAGGGCCUCUUUUUAAUUUACUUCAACAAGUAAAUAAAUUGAAAUGAAGAAUAUAUAUAACUACAAUUAAAAACUAUAUGGAAAAUAUAAAAAAAACAUAAGAAAUAUUUAUGUUGUUUUGUUAAUUAAUAUUUAAAAACAUAUAUAUUCCAUUCACUGCCCGAAAACUAUCUACAAGAAGUUAAUAAGUAUUAUUAAAAAAUAUUUUAAAAAUAAAAUUUAAUAAAGAAAUGAGAUAAUUAAUGACAUAACUUAAAAAAUAACGAUCAAUGAUAUGAUCAUCUCUAAUGUUAUUAUUUAGAAGUAGAUAUUGCUCUCGCUUAAUUUAAUUUGCCCCCGUCAGUCGGAAUUUGAUUUUCCUGCCAUUUUUACACUUGCUAAUAAUUAUUAGCGUUCUCCAUUGCCCAUUCAUUUCUAUUUAUCCCUUUUCACGAAAGCAAUCCACUUAAUAUUAUACCGUUUAAUCGUUUUCCUUUCAAUAGAAAUUAAAAAGUAAAUCUAAAAUAAUACAUAUUCUCUGAAUAUAACUAAAUUAGUGAAAAAGGGCGAAUGCUUAGAACAAAUGAUAUAAUACAUUGAAUUCCCAGUCUCUAAACAAGAGGUAAAAUGAUUACAAAGGAGCGAAAUAAAUUCAUUCAAACUAUCGAUAUCUGAAUUUAUACGAAAACAAUAAUGAAAACAAAAUAAAAUGUUUUAUGAAAGUUCAAUGAAUGACAAAGACGUGUAAAUUCCAACGUAAAAGUUAUAACAAAAGAAUCGAAUUAAAUUUUACUUUACAUCUGAUUUAAAGCAGCAGAAAAAAUAAAUAAAAAUCACUGAGGCGAAAAAGAAAUUAUAUGAAGCUAUAUUAUAUUAUAUAAAGUAAUUUGUUCAACAAUUUUUUCUCCAAAUAUAUUGUAGUUAAAAAUUAAAAAAAAAAGAUAAAUAGACAACAAAAAUUAAGCAAAAAAUCAUCAAGCGAUAAAGAAUGUAGAAUAUAUGCUCUAAUACCGGUUAAGUUUAAAUUUAAUAAAUAUUUAGCUAAAAUAAAAUAAAAAAUGAGACAAAAAAAUAAAUAAAUGAAAUUUAAAAUUGUGCAGUUCAAUAGUGUCAGUUGGUCAGUCUGUGGGCUAUCUAAGAAGCCAAUCAGAACAGUCUCAGAAUUUGAACAGGUAAGCGAUCGGAUAUUCUGGUAAAGCAAAACUCACAAAGCAGAAAUACAAAUAAAGUUGAAUCUAUUCAAAGUUGACAACAGUUUAAAGGAGAAAUAGUUUAAAUGCUCGCAAACGUGAUAUUUCUCUUACAAAAAAACUACAGAACAAGUAAAAACACUCAACUCGAAUAUAGUACAGCAAAGAUCUUUUCAACAAACUAAACAGAAAAUUAAGUAGUAAACGAACAGAAUAACUCUGCAUACAGAAAUGAAUAACGGGAUGGCUAUAAAAGGUGAUCGAGAACAUAGUAAUGUAAACAAAAAUUUAAGAUAUAUAUGAACAUUACACACUAUUGUCUUUUUUAUAAAUAGGUGCAUAUACUCAAAUGCUACUAUAGUCGAGAGAAAGCAUAGUAUUAAUUUUCGAACAAAGAUAAAUGAAAAUAUAAUUAGUCGUUUCACAGUUAUUAUACAUACAUUAUGUCAUUUUGAUCCUUUGUUUCUAUUUAACUAUCUACUUUUCCCUCUUUCACUAUGUUUAGAUUCGCCUUCGUUUUACAUAGUUUCUUAACAUGACACCACCAAUCAUCAUGAAGACACAAACAUUACAAAGCAAAUGGAAAGAAAUUCUGUGUUAGAAUGAAAUUGUUUAAAUAUAAUAAAAAUUACGAAAAGUGAAAAAUGAGAGAUGAGAAAUUAUUGGGGAAUAAAUUAAUAAAAAUAAAAAAAAA
Molecule: messenger RNA, 7051 nt
Organism: Hermetia illucens (black soldier fly)
Lineage: Eukaryota; Metazoa; Arthropoda; Insecta; Diptera; Stratiomyidae
Gene: nrv3
Product: sodium/potassium-transporting ATPase subunit beta-2
Exons: 7
Coding region: 1039-1983 (314 amino acids)
Biological process (GO): sodium ion export across plasma membrane; intracellular sodium ion homeostasis; intracellular potassium ion homeostasis
Cellular component (GO): sodium:potassium-exchanging ATPase complex
Molecular function (GO): ATPase activator activity
Source: RefSeq, a predicted model, not a curated record